GUUGAUUUUGUUCAGUAAAUAAACUCAUUCACGCUUUAUACGAUUAAGCUUGUCCAGAUUAGGCAGCAAUACAGUUUAAAUGUCACAGCGCUCAGUUCAAUGUUUUAUCUUGAUUAUAAUGAAGUAACGUGUGCAUUUUUUCUGUUUAUUCAAUUUUCUGGUUAUACAAAGUACACAUGUUUUAGUCUUUCUCAGACAAGACAUGCUAAAAUAAGUGACACUGAACUGUAGCUCCAGGACUACUUUAUAAUUAAUUUAAAUAAAAAAUAUCCAAUAAAUAGUCGUAUUUAUUGGAUACUGCCCUAUAGACAAUGGCAAAACUCUCGAAAUACCACGCAUGAACAGACAUUUAAAUUUAAAAUGCCCUCAUUAAAGGUUAACACUAGUAGUCUGUCACUAAGGAUUCCCAAUUUGUCGAACCAGAAUAGGUGUCAUUGAGAGCAAAUGCAUAUCCUUCUGACUUAUAUUAUUAACUUUUAAGAAGAUACAGGAAAGGUUAAAAAAACAACAACAGUAGUACAGAAUUGUCAGAACAUUUUAAUUAUUUAAAUAUUUUAGAUUUUAAUUGAACUCUAUACAUUUUUGUGUAGCUUUUAUCCAAAAUUGUAAGAGAAACAGUUCAGUAAGCGCUUUCAAAUGAGAGCUGAUCAGUCUCACUCGAAAGCCCAUAAAUUAUUUUUGUAACACACAUAGUUUCCAUCCAUGUUUCUUGAUUUUGUUUCUCUGGAAAUAAACCAACAUGUUGUCUGCCUGGAGUUAAUCUGAUCAACAGAUUACUCCAUUAAGAAAAAUUAACAGCCUUGGCUCAGCGUGCAAUCUCUUUAAGUGCUAUGAUACCAUACACUUAAACUAACAAAAUAAUCAUAUUAAUAGUUGUAAAAGAAAUAUACUAUAUUUUAGAUGCAAAUUACAACCUUUUUAUUCUUGAUUCAUGAGCUUUUUUACUCAGUUUGUUGCAGGUUUCAACCCCUCGCCACUGCAUGUUUAUUCUCAAAGCCCGGUAAUCCAGAAUUUUCCACACUGGUUGCUGACGGCUGCACUGCAACAAUGCCAGAGUCCUCACAGGUCAAGGACGCUCGCCGCUGUUCUGUGGAAUGUAGAACACCUCCCUUGAGUCAGUUCAGCCAGUCAUCGCUGCCACUCCACAGAAACUCUCACAGGCUCAGCACCUUCUGCACAGAGCACAAUCUGCAGGAAUGCCUGUCUCACAUCAGUCAGGAGGUGUCACUGCUGGGUCUCUCGUCUGGCUGGACCGAGUCGGACAGCGGCUCACAGCUGAAUGUUGUGGCUGUGCUGAAUUGCAUGUAUGACCUGAUUCAGCUGCACCACAGGAGCCUGAGAACACUGGAGAACAUGGAAAUAGAGCAGCUGAAACUCAGCAGCAAUAUGGAUUUCCUGAAGAUCAAUAACACUCAUCUAAAGGAAGAGGUUGAAGUUUCCAAACGACAAAACAUGGGAUUGCUUGAGAGAGAACGACAGCUGCAGCUGAAACUGAAGAGUCUGCAGAACUGUCUGAAAAAUGAGAAAGAAGAGGUGCAAAAACUGCAGAACAUAAUUUCAAGCCGUGCCUGUCAGUUCAACCACGAAAUGAAAAGGAGGGAGAGAGAAUUCACUAAACUAAAGGAGCGACUGAAUCAACUCCUAGCUGACAAAAAAGAUAGAAAACCAGCUAUUGACGUAUUAAACAACAUUGGAAGAGCUGAUGGAAAGAGAAGCCUUUGGAAAACUGAAAAAACAGAGGCAAAGCAUGAGGGAGAGAUGUAUAGGACACUACUAAGCAACUACGACAUGAGGCAGAGGGAGAUGGUCCUGGAAAAUGCAGAGCUGAGGAAGGUGAUGCAUCAGGUGAAGAAGGAGAUGGUGUCCAUCCUGAAGUCAAGAAAACUGAUCCCCAAAGGAGAAAAUUAUGACCAUAAUGACACGCAGGCUGCCUCAGACGAAGACGAUGAGGUGUUUGACCCCAGUAAGGAAAGUUUAGAGCUGUUUUGUAUUGAUGCCAGGGAGAAGCUGACUAACAGUAUUCGCCUCCAGUGGAGAAGACUCAAGAGCCAUGUUGAAAGACUGGACAGCCAAGUAUCUUUGACUCAGAUAUCUGAGUCUAACAAUGAUGACGUUGUCCCUCGUGAGAAUCAUGAGGAGGAGAUGGACCGGCUAAAGAUGGAGAUCCAGCGGUGCAAAGAUUUCAUUCAAAAGCAGCAGCAGCUCCUACAGAAGCAGCUGAGCUGUGUGUGCAACGAAGACUCAGUGUCGCUGCAGAAUGAUGGCUACAUGCUGCAGGAGAAGAAACGCCUCGGUGAGGAAUGGAAGAGCUUAGAGGAACAGAGAAAGAGCUUUGAGAGGGAGAGGAGGAACUUCACUGAAGCAGCUAUUAGACUGAGCCAUGAGAGGAAGAUCUUUGAGGAGGAUCGGGGAACAUGGCUCAAACAGCAGUUUCUAAGUAUGAGUCCGUUUGGAAACUCAAAGCAACUUCAUGUGCCAAAGUCUGCAAGUGCCUUAUUGAUCGCUGAAACGGAGGUUAGUGCACCGAUGGGUCCAGAAACACUCAGCGAAUGGCAACCAGACUCGGCCUCUCCAAUACCCAGAUCGGUUUCUCUCACAUCGUCUUCUGCAGCUGAUUUGGAGUGUGAACUUCGCCUUAUUCCAGAAAAUGGUGUGACUUGCAGCUCGUCAAAACACAGAAAGGCAGAACAUUUUGAGGAAUUGAGCCCACUAUGCAAAAAUAUUUCUCUGCGGGACAAACAGUGGAGGGAGAGCGAAGACCUCAGCAACUAUUCACUCACACCUGAGAAGAGCAGUAGUAUAUGAAGCCAUGGAAACUUUUAUUAUUUGAAUGAGAAUCUCUUAAUGUAUGCUGUUUAUGCAUAGUUGCAGAAAUGUGUAUCUGAUGAAUGCAAACAUCAAAGACAGAGUAAAAUGAA
Molecule: messenger RNA, 2918 nt
Organism: Xiphophorus maculatus (southern platyfish)
Lineage: Eukaryota; Metazoa; Chordata; Actinopteri; Cyprinodontiformes; Poeciliidae
Product: afadin- and alpha-actinin-binding protein-like
Exons: 14
Coding region: 901-2805 (634 amino acids)
Source: RefSeq, a predicted model, not a curated record